GAUGUUUUUGCUGAGAGCCAGAUGCAAUCAGUGUUCACGGAUAUCAGCAAAGCCAGCUUCAGAGAUCCUUCCAAUUACUACGCCAUCCCCAACGUGCCGGGCCUGGCGCCCAACUCUGUGGCCUCGGCAGCGUGGCUCAGCAGCGAGGGGGAGGCUCUUUUUGCCCUACCCUCUGCUUUGGGAGGGAUCUUCGUCCUUAAACUGCCUCCUCACGAUGUGCCCGGAACGGUUUCGAUCGUGGAAUUGAAGCAGAGCUCGGUGGUGCAGCGCUUCCUUACUGGCUGGAUGCCGACUGCCAUCAGAGGCGACUGUGGCCCGUCGGACCUGCCCGUCACCCCGCCCGUCAGCCUCUCCGUUCACUGCCUCGAUCACGAUGCCUUUCUCUUCGCUCUCUGCCAGGACCAUAAACUUCGAAUGUGGUCCUAUAAGGAUCAAAUGUGCCUGAUGGUUGCAGAUCUGCUGGAGUUCAUGCCGGUCAGCAGGGGACACCGACUGCGACUGGCCUUCUCUCAGUCCCUGGGGCUCUGCCUCGGCGUGUACAUGCACGCGCCCAAGCGAGGGCAGUUCUGUGUCUUCCAGCUGGUGAGCACCGAGAGCAACCGCUACAGCCUCGACCACAUCUCCUCGCUCUUCUCCUCGCAGGAGACUCUCGUUGACUUCGCCUUAACCUCGGCCGAGAUCUGGGCGCUGUGGCACAACGAAGAGAACCAAACUGUUGUGAAAUACAUCAACUUCGAGCAAAACGUCGCAGGCCAGUGGAACCAGGUCUUUGUGCAGCUUCUGCCUGAAGAAGAGGUGACGGUUCGACACGAUCAGGACCCCAGGGAAACCUACCUGGAGUACCUCUUCAUGCCCGGCCGCUUCGCAAACGCAGCCAUCCAGAAGGCUUUGCAGAUCUUUUCUCAAGGAAGCGAGAGACACAUGGAUCUGACGUGGGACGAGUUAAAAAAAGAGGUUACCUUAGCUGUGGAAAGCGAAUUCCAGGGCAGCGUGACGGAGUACGAGUGCUCACCGGAAGAGUUUUGGCAGCUGCAGGUGGAAUUCUGGUCCAAGUUUUAUGCCUGCUGCCUUCAGUACCAAGAAGCUCUCUCGCGGCCCCUGGCACUGCACCUGAACCCCUACACCAGCAUGGUGUGCCUGCUCAAGAAGGGCUCCUUGUCUUUCCUCGUGCCCUGCGCCUUGGUGGACCAUCUCUAUCUCCUCUCGAACGAGCACCUCCUGACCGAGGACGACGCUGCCAUCUUUGAUGAUUUGGAGAUGUCUCGUGAUGUUGUCUGUCUUGUCCAGUGCCUUCGCCUGAUCGGAGAAUCAAUUUCCAUGGAAAUGGCAUUCAUCAUGGAAAUGGCUUGCUCCCGCCUCCAGCCUCCAGAAAAGGCUGCAGAGCAGAUCCUGGAGGACUUGAUAGCUAAUGACACGGAGAACGUGAUGGAGGAUAUCCACAGCAAACUGCAGGAGAUCCGAAACCCCGUCCUUGCCAUCGGAGCGCUCAUCCGAGAAAUGGAUUACGAGACGGAUGCUGACAUGGAAAGAGCUCAUCAUCUAAACAUGCGCCUGAACCUCACCCAGCUCUACGGGAGCGCUACCGCCGUCAACGUGGUUUGCUGGGGGGUGUACAAGAUUGCCGCCAUCCGUUUCCUGAUCUGUCGGGACCUGCUGAUCCUCCAGCAGCUGUUGCUACGGCUCGGAGAUCCUAUGGUUUUGGCAGGGGGACAGCUGUUCCAGUCCCAGCAGGACCUGCUGCACCGCACCUCUCCCCUGCUGCUCUCCUACUACCUGAUCAGGUGGGCGAGCCAGUGCCUGGCGUCCAACGUCCCUGUCGACACACUGGAAUCUAAUCUGCAGCAUCUCUCUGUGCUGGAAUUGGCAGACACCGCUGCUCUAACGCCCCAUAAACUAGUAUCCAGCCCUCAAACAAUCGUGGAGCUGUUCUUUCACGAAGUGGCCAGGAAGCACAUCAUAUCCCGACUCUUCUUGCAACCCAACACCUCUUUGGCCGAAACAAGUUUGAACUGGCCCCACCUUGUUACCGCUGUCAUGGCCGACUUCUUGCCGCUUCUAUGGCCGAGCAACCCCAGCUUCCUCUUCCCCGAGUGCCUGAUGGGGAGCUGCCAGUACACCCAGCUCCAG
Apaloderma vittatum (bar-tailed trogon) is the source of this 2127-nucleotide messenger RNA. Its product is annotated as nuclear pore complex protein Nup160-like. Gene Ontology annotation, cellular component: nuclear pore. The record is from RefSeq and is a predicted model, not a curated record. Gene Ontology annotation, molecular function: structural constituent of nuclear pore. Lineage: Eukaryota; Metazoa; Chordata; Aves; Trogoniformes; Trogonidae.